Molecule: messenger RNA, 1249 nt
Organism: Cucurbita moschata (crookneck pumpkin)
Lineage: Eukaryota; Viridiplantae; Streptophyta; Magnoliopsida; Cucurbitales; Cucurbitaceae
Product: C-factor
Exons: 6
Coding region: 184-1053 (289 amino acids)
Source: RefSeq, a predicted model, not a curated record
UGUACAGAUUCCGCAGAUGUGGCGCUACGGCAGCCACAAUUCUUGCAAGAGUUCGGCCAUGGAGCUCUGGAUGCCAUUUCUGCUGCAUUUACUGCCUAGAAGAGGCUCCAACUAAUUUCAAAGAAGCUCCAUAAUGGAUGCCUGUGGCAUUCAACACUCAUCGCUUCGAAAACCAAUCAGGAUAUGAAGCUUCAACUUCUGAAUCAGCCAAUGUUCGCCGCUGGAACCCUCAGAUCGUUGGCUCGGAGAGCUAGUUUUUCCUCUCUUGCUGCCAAAUGGGAAGGCGGAGUUUCUAUGGUUCAAGGAGCUUCCAGAGGAAUUGGCCUCGAAUUUGUUAGACAUUUGCUGGAGAAGAAUGAAAAGGGACAUGUUGUUGCUACUUGUCGCAACCCUGGAAAAGCUACAGGGCUUCUUGAGUUAAAAGACAAGUUUUCUGAGCGCCUUUGCAUUCUAGAGUUGGAUGUGACCAAUGAAAGCACCAUUAAGGAAUCUGCAAAGUCCAUUGGAGAAAGAUAUGGAUCGUUGAAUCUGCUAAUUAAUGCAUCUGGGAUUCUUUCAAUUCCUAAUGUACUCCAACCAGAAACUACCUUGAAUAAAGUGGAGAAAUCUUCUUUGCUUCAUGCUUAUGAGGUUAAUGCUGUUGGUCCUAUCCUAGUGAUCAAGCAUUUGUGGCCUUUUCUGAAGGCUGGAGGAGGCUCUGGAACAGAAAGAGAUAUUGCAGUCGUUGCCAAUUUAAGUGCUCGGGUGGGAUCAAUCGGAGAUAAUCGUCUUGGGGGAUGGCACUCUUAUCGAGCAUCAAAGACCGCACUUAACCAAUUGACAAAAAACGUAUCGGUUGAAUUCGCAAGGAAGAAAGAUCCAAUCAUAUGCAUAUUAUUGCAUCCAGGCACAGUGGACACAGACCUGUCUAGGCCAUUUCAGAGAAAUGUUCCUGAAGGCAAACUUUUUACCAAAAAUUUUUCAGUCCAAAAGCUUAUGACAAUCAUCAACAAUGCAAAGAGCCAAGACAAUGGAAAGUUUUUUGCUUGGGAUGGUCAGGAAAUUCCUUGGUAACAUGAACUUCUCUCUAGUUUUACAUUUUUACAUAAAGUUCUGGUGAUCUGAUCUGCUAUGAUUGCAUGAUUAUGUAAUACGUUUAACAAAUACGAAACGACUUGAAUAUCGAAAACGAGGCAAGAACCACUUGAAUAGAUUUCAGAGUUCUUUGUAGUUAUUGACAACAUAAAUAUACCUUCUUAUUUUCUUGAUA